GUGUGGUCUGUCCAGUGGGAACCUCCUCGCUGCCUGACAGACAUGACUCAGGGCUUCACCUUUCACACGGUGUCAGGCUGCUCCCAGGCUGUGCGCAUGCGCCUUCAAACAACCAAUUACCAUGUCAAAGCACAGAAAUGAAAGUCUUCCUCUGAAAACUAUCCGAUGAAGUUGUGAACCAGCAGGUGUAGUUUGGAUCACCGGGGUGUCUCUGAGGGGGAUAUUUCUACAACAAGAAGCCAAAACAAACAUGUUUGGUAAAAAGAAGAGAGCACCGCAGCCCAGAGGCCAGGGCGGUGCUGCUGCAAAGCAGAUGGGUCUGUUUGUAGACCCGGAGGAGAUGAUGAUGGGCAUGGACGGAAACCUGGACGACCCGGACUUGGAGGCGGAACUUGCUGCUAUUACUGGAAAAAAGGCUGCUGCAGGAGGGAAAGCCAGGCAGAAGGGGAAAAGCCCCCUGCCCAUGGAAGACAUUGCAAGAAUGGCAGACGAGUGUAUGAGAGACGUGGAGGAUGAUGACGACAACAAUGUUGAAGAUGAUGAGGAUCUGUUGGCAGAGCUGCAGGAAGUGGUGGGUGAGGAUGAAGCUGAGGAUGUUGUUUCCUCCCCGUCCUCUGCCACCACUGAAUCUCCUCAAGCUGAAACACCGGAGUCCCCAGCGGCACAGGAGGAAGUAAAGGUCUCCUCGGCAGCCCCCGGCAGCCUCCAGCACACCCUGGAGGAGAGAUUAGCCAUGUACAAGACAGCCUUACAAAAUGCCAAGACGGCAGGGGAGGCCUCAAAAGCCAGGAGAUAUGAUCGUGGGGUGAAGACAUUGGAGUCAUUGUUGGCUGCUGUAAAAAAAGGAAGGUCUGUAAAUGAGGCAGAGAUUCCUCCGCCUGUUUCCACCGGAGCCCCGAGUGCCACCCCACGACCAGCUGUGCCCGCGAGGCCCGCUCCCCCUGUACCAUCCCGUUCUCAGCCCACUCAGCCAGAGGAGUCAGUGCCCACGUCGCCACCACCUGCUGUGCCCGAUGUCAUCACACCCAGCAGUGAGGAGGAGCAGUCAUCCUCUGCUACCCUACCCAUUCUGAGUAGCCUCCCAUCUCCUGAGGAGCAAACUGAUGAGGAAGCUGCCGACCUUUCACAGAGCUGUCAGUCAGCAAAUGAUUCAACCAAGAAGAUGCUUUUGGAUAGGCAGAAAGAGUACAAGAUGGCAGCUCUGAGAGCCAAGAAGCAAGGAGACGUGGAGCAAGCUAAGCUUUACUUCAAGACCAGCAAGAGUUUUGAUGCAGUGAUUGAGGCAUUGGAAAAAGGACAGUCAGUGGAUUUGAGUAACCUUCCUCCACCACCAGAACAGGGUUCAGGAGGAGGUUCUGCUCCAGUGGCAGCACUUCCUGCUGGUCAAAGCGCACAGCCGACCCAACCGGCUGCAUCAGCUCCAGCUCCUUCAGCUCCUAAAGACGUGCUGCAAGCGCUCGAGCAGAGACGAGCCAAGUAUGUGGAGGCGUCCGCACAGGCCAAGGCCAGCGGAGACGACCGCAAGGCCCGAAUGCACGACCGUAUUGCCAAGCAAUACCAGAGCGCCAUCCGGGCUCACAAAGCAGGGAAAGCAGUCAACUUUGAUGAGCUGCCGGUUCCCCCUGGCUUUCCUCCGAUCCCUGGCCAGAAGGCAGUGGGAGCUGAGCAGGGGAUUGUUGCUGCUCUGGAGGCAGCCAAUAAGCUCACCUCUAGUGAUGCAGCUGAAGUGGGAGAUGAGGAAGAUGAUGAGGAGAAAGAAGAAGAGCCUGCUGCUCCUGAAGAGCCAAAGAAGCCCACAUUAGACAUUCCCACAGCAGGUCAAGAACAGAAGAGGACUCCAUCAGCUUCACCCGACAGGGCAACAGUCAGGGAAGGACUCUCACAAACAGCUGUUCAGCAGCUGGAGUUCUUGGAGGGUCGAAAGAAGCAGUAUAUGAAGGCUGCGCUGCAGGCGAAGCAGAAAAAUGACAUGGAGCAGGCAAAGAUUUUCCUCCGCACCGCCAAAGGCAUCGACCCCAUGAUCGAGGUGGCACGCAGUGGCAAAACUGUGGACAUCAGCGCGGUGCCGUCGCCUCCUGGUGACGAAGACGAAGACUUUAUCCUGGUUCAUCACAGUGACGUGCAGAUCACAGAGAAAGCUGAGGAGGUUUACACGCAGCUGGCCAAGAUCCUGAAAGAGCAGCACGAGAAAUGUUUGACUCACUCUGAGCAGUUUAAAAACCUGGGGAAUGUCACUGAAACAACAAAAUUUGAGAAAAUGGCUGAAAGCUGUAAGAAGAGUCUGGCUGUCCUGAAGUUGGCUCAGUCGAGGGGUCAGCCUCCUCCUAAGCAUCAUUUCGAGGAGAGGCCAUUUCGCACGGUCAGGAUAUUUCCGGACCUGAGCAGCACUGACAUGGUUGUUAUUAUUGUAAAAGGAAUGAAUCUUCCUGCUCCCAGCGGAAUGCAGCCAAACGAUCUGAACGCCUUCGUCAAGUUUGAGUUCCCCUACCCCAGCACGGAGCAGCCGCAGAAACUCAAAACAGCUGUCAUCAAGAACACUAACUCCCCAGAAUACAACCAGAGCUUCAAGCUUCAAAUCAAUCGCAACCACCGCGGCUUCAGGAGGGUGGUGACGGCUAAAGGCUUCAAACUAGAGCUGCUGCAUAAAGGCGGUUUCCUGCGGAGCGACAGGCCAAUCGGGACGGCCCUGGUGAAGCUGGACAAACUGGAGUCGCAGAGUGAAAUCAGGGAGAUCGUCGAGGUGAUGGACGGCCGGAAGCCCACAGGAGGUCGUGUUGAAGUGAAGGUGAGACUGCGGGAACCUCUGAGCGGUCAGGACGUGCAGACGAGCACGGAGCGCUGGCUGGUCAUCGACCAGUCACAGGUUCUUCCUUAGAUGUUACUGCAGGACUGAAGAUGAAUCGCAAGAAGAAAAUGUAAGGAGCUCAAUCAAAAAUACUUGGAGGAGGAGGAAGGAGGUUUGGGAAGCUCUGAAGACUGUUGUUCAGUUUGGACUCAGACCUAUUUGUUAGAACUUUUGCACAUUUGCACGACACACACGCUCCCCUUCACUCAGCAGGAGACACGGAGCUGCCUUACGGAGAUGUAAACCUCGUGUCGGCCUCCACUGGAAGGUGAUGAGGGCCUCUCUUUGAGAUUUACACUCAGGCGUCUCCUGGAGGACAGCAGGGUGUCCUCUGCGAGUGAUGAAGGGGCCCCGGUGUCGAAUUAAGCUGAUCCUGCUGCCUGACGUAACUUUUAGUUAAUAUAUAAAAGAAUGUGUCGAUAGUCCUUGUGGUAUCUACAACUGCACCUAUGCACUAAUACCAAAGUAAUCACAGUUGCUGUAAAAUCCUGCAUAUUUGAAAACUGUCUUUAGCUGCCAAAUCUGUUACAUCAUUUAAACGUAUAUAACGUAAGUACAGCUUGGGCCGUUGGGGAGUUUUCAGUACAUUUCCACACAGUUCUUCUGGACUUGUGUGAAAGUAUCAGGCAGAUGUUGCAGCAGCCGCUUCACAUCUGUUUUAUAGGAGUAAGCCAAGAAAUUAUGAGAUUACAAAAGGUACGUUCAUUAUUUUAAAGACCACAUUCACUUUAAAAAACAAAAAAAACCACCAUUCACAUGGAUUGAAAGUCCUCUAACUGUGGUCACUAAACUGCACACUCACCUCUGCAGCUUUAGGUGUGUUUGACUUGUUUACACUGAAUAGCACAAAACUGGAGACGUAUAACGCACAGAUGACAGAGUACAAAGGAAUUGUUGGCUCACCUUUAAAAGGCAUUGUUUAAAGGAACAGUUCAACAUGUUGCUUAUUUGCUUUCUGGCAGAUAAUUUGAUGGGAAGAUUUAAACAAAUGUCCUGUCAGGAAACUCUAAGCUUAGCCUAGAUUUGCAUAAAACUGGAAGCAGGAGGGGGGGGCAACUUGAAUCCUGUUUAGAAAUACUCCUACUACUAGUCUCUGAAGCUCAGACAAACAUGUUUCAUAUUUAAUUUCACCCAAAAAUUGUUAGAAGGAACUUUUUACCUUUGAAAAGCGCCCCACUGGCUGUUCCAGUCAUGCUCAUCUAACCUAACAUGAUUGUUUAGGAAUUAAACAGGAAGACUGGAGAUGCAAAAGCAGCUCCAUUCGUCUUGUUUAUUUCUUACGACAGCAUAUCAGGGCCAUUCUGGGUAGCUUUGCAUGAUCCAUAGUUUAUGGCUUUGUGCAGCCCAUCCUCUGUCUGAAACUAGCUGUUUUAGCUCCUCCCCCUUUAAGUCAGUUUCCUUCUGAUUGGCUGCCCCUCACAUACACUGACCAAUCAUUUGAAACUUUGGCCGUGGUUAGCACGGGUGUCCACUCUUGUAACAUUGUCAUAAAUUUGGUUCUGUGUUGUCUUUAUUUAAAAUGGCCCUGAAAUGCUGUUGCAGAUUCUCAACAGGAACAUUUGUCACUACUUUUUAAAUCUAUGCAUCAGUCAUCUCGUGUGGUGGAAACUAUAUUGGGAGUGAAUCAGUGGUUUAAUAAAGGGCCAGUUCAUUCAAAUUCCCAAAACGCAUCAAGUCAAACCUUUUUUUUUUUUUUUUUUUCCCAUAAUGGUCUCUGAAUAACUCUAAAUGAGGUGAGUUAAGAAAAAGCUGUAAGGUGAUGACUGACUGUGGUGCUCUGUGUGGCAUUUUGGCCUCUUACAGCUCACUGUUUUUACUUUGCUACCCUCAGAAACCUGUUUUGCUCUCCAUGUUCUGAGCAUUUAGCAUCUAAAGAGACUUAAGACAGGGCAGAAACAGACUGCUGUGCAGAAUUAAGUUGCAGUGUUACAUCAACGUAGUCUGAAAUGCACCAACAGCAGUAGCAAACGCUGUGAAGUGGAUGAGUGGCCGUGAAGCGGACAAGCAAACAGCCUUAAAUUCAUUAGGAGACCAGAAACUUGGUAUUAAAUGCAGAAUGUUGCUGUUUUAACAAGGAAGAGUGUCCUUAGAUGGAGACCUGGGUCCAGGCAGGCAGCAUUAACCUGCAGUUUGUCUUAUGGUGGGAAAACCCAGCGCUCCCUGCUGAUUCUCUUCUGAAUCAGGAAACAGUUUACCAACAAAUCAGUUAAUGUAAAAUCGAGGUUCAAGUAGAAUUGAGUGAGCUGACCCUUUAAAGUUUGAACCGCAGAAGAAGCCAUAACAGAUUAACUGAGCCAACGGCGUGAAAUCCCACCUCCUACAGGUUUACCUCAGACUGUCUACAUUAUUUUUACAGUGGUCACAUUUCAGUUUCUGCUGCGUCUUUUUUUUUUUUUUGUUUUCCUCAAAUCGGCGCAGAAUUUUAGGGUGAAGGAAAAAAAAAUGCUUUGUUUACAGUAAACACUGAAUAUCGAAAUACUAAAGCAGGUCCACGCAGGAAGUGAAUUCGCUCAUCAGGUGUCGCUUUGAAGCUGACGGUCGGUCACUUUCCAGGCCCAGUUGCCUAGGUAACCCUCAAACUCAUUGACCGCUCUGUGAUGUGUCAAUCAAUGGUAUCUUUAGCUCUCAUUGGUAGUCACUUAAAGUUGAGUAAAGCUUACCUCUGGACCUGCCCACUCCGCUUCACCAGCCACUAGUUGCUUCCUGUGUGGACACCCGUUACCCUUCAUUUUAUUUUAGUUUUUACUAAGUAGAUGUGUUUACACAGAUCAUGAUUUUAUUUCUAAAAUGCUUCAAAAUUAUCAGUUCUUUACCUUGUUUUUAAUUGACUGAAUCUGCUGAUCCUGCUCUAAGAUGAAUCAAUAAACAGAUCUUGUUUUAUUUGUGCCCUGUUGAGCUUUUCCAACAUCAUCUGUAAUAAACAAACACAUUUCAGUUUUCUAUAAGUUUUUAUUUUACAUAUACUACAAUAUUUUAUGAUGUAGUGUAACGGGGGGGUGGACAGGCUUUUUGGC
This is a messenger RNA of Archocentrus centrarchus (flier cichlid), 5859 nucleotides long. RefSeq names its product coiled-coil and C2 domain containing 1B (gene cc2d1b). NCBI's taxonomy places the organism in Eukaryota, Metazoa, Chordata, Actinopteri, Cichliformes, Cichlidae. The coding region runs from base 251 to 2875 and encodes 874 amino acids. The transcript has 26 exons. Gene Ontology annotation, molecular function: DNA-binding transcription repressor activity, RNA polymerase II-specific. The record is from RefSeq and is a predicted model, not a curated record.